AUGAAGUUCACUUUUUCGUGCCGGUGCUUGGCACUGUUUGUUCUUCUGAAUCACCCAAGUCCAAUUCUUCCUGCCUCUUCAAAUCUUACCUAUCCAACAAUUGAGCCCGAGCCAUUUCUGUAUGUGAUAGGACGCAAGAAAUUGAUGGAUGCCCAGUACAAAUGCUAUGAACGAAUGCAGCAGUUACCUCCAUAUCAAGGAGAAGGUCCAUACUGCAACCGUACCUGGGAUGGAUGGAUGUGCUGGGAUGACACUCCUGCUGGAGUCCUGUCCUUCCAGUUAUGCCCAGAUUACUUUCCAGACUUUGACCCAAUGGAAAAAGUUACAAAAUACUGUGAUGAGAGUGGGGUUUGGUUUAAACAUCCUGAGAACAAUCGAACCUGGUCCAACUAUACCUUGUGUAACGCAUUCACUCCUGAGAAACUGCAGAAUGCAUAUGUUCUGUACUAUUUGGCUAUCGUGGGUCACUCUAUGUCAAUUUUCACUUUGGUGAUUUCCCUGGGGAUUUUUGUGUUUUUCAGGAGCCUUGGCUGUCAGAGGGUUACGCUGCACAAGAACAUGUUUCUUACUUACAUUCUGAAUUCUAUUAUCAUCAUCAUCCACCUGGUUGAAGUCGUGCCCAAUGGAGAACUGGUGCGCAGGGAUCCGUUGAUCUGCAAGAUUUUGCACUUCUUCCACCAGUACAUGAUGGCCUGCAAUUAUUUCUGGAUGCUCUGCGAAGGAAUCUAUCUCCAUACCCUCAUUGUGGUGGCCGUGUUCACUGAGGCACAGCGCCUGCGCUGGUAUUACCUGCUGGGCUGGGGAUUCCCUCUGGUGCCAACCACUAUCCAUGCCAUUACUCGAGCUGUGUACUACAAUGACAACUGCUGGCUGAGUGUAGAAACCCAUCUGCUCUACAUCAUCCAUGGCCCUGUCAUGGCAGCACUGGUGGUCAAUUUCUUCUUUCUGCUCAACAUUGUCCGGGUGCUUGUGACCAAGAUGAGGGAGACCCAUGAGGCAGAAUCAUAUAUGUACCUGAAGGCUGUGAAGGCCACCAUGAUCCUUGUGCCCCUGCUGGGAAUCCAGUUUGUCGUCUUUCCCUGGAGGCCCUCCAACAAGGUGCUUGGGAAGAUAUAUGAUUACCUCAUGCACUCUCUGAUUCAUUUCCAGGGAUUCUUUGUGGCGACUAUCUACUGCUUCUGCAACCAUGAGGUCCAAUCCACCGUGAAGCGCCAAUGGGCGCAAUUUAAAAUCCAAUGGAAACGCUGGGGAAGACGCCCCGCCAACCGUGCGGUGCUCGCUGCACCUCUGCUGAGGCGGGUUGACAUCCCCAUCUACAUCUGCCACCAGGAGCCAAGGAAUGAUCCAGCCAACAACCAAGGCGAGGAGGGUGCUGAGAUCAUCCCUAUGAAUAUCAUCGAGCAAGAGUCAUCCGCUUGA
Castor canadensis (American beaver) is the source of this 1419-nucleotide messenger RNA. RefSeq names its product calcitonin receptor (gene Calcr). The record is from RefSeq and is a predicted model, not a curated record. Gene Ontology annotation, molecular function: calcitonin receptor activity. Lineage: Eukaryota; Metazoa; Chordata; Mammalia; Rodentia; Castoridae. Gene Ontology annotation, biological process: adenylate cyclase-activating G protein-coupled receptor signaling pathway; positive regulation of cytosolic calcium ion concentration; cell surface receptor signaling pathway. Gene Ontology annotation, cellular component: axon; plasma membrane.